This is a messenger RNA of Plasmodium cynomolgi strain B, 837 nucleotides long. RefSeq lists its product as hypothetical. Gene Ontology annotation, molecular function: protein binding. The record is from RefSeq and is a predicted model, not a curated record. Lineage: Eukaryota; Apicomplexa; Aconoidasida; Haemosporida; Plasmodiidae. The annotation marks the transcript as partial. The transcript has a single exon.
AUGGGUAUAGCAGCAGGUACCAUUAACAACAUAGGGAUACCUUCCCGAAAGAACAAAAACGUUGAGUCGGGAAAAUGGGAUAACCAGGAAGAGGCAAAAAAUCUAAUUGUGUGGGAAUUGGAUCUGUCCUGCAAUUACUUUAUACACCUCUCCAUUGACAACCUUUUGUGUGUUCUUAUCCAGAAUGAAAUAAUUAGCGAGGAGAGUGUUUUAAAGGUGCACAAUUUAAAAACAAUAAACAUACGAAAAAACUUUUUAAUUCUUUUUCCCUACUGGGGAAAACACAAAUUGGAGAAUCUCCUUCAUUUGUGUUUAUCGCACAAUGAGAUUUGUGAACUGGCGCCCAUGGAUGGUUCGCCUACACCUGCUGAAAUGGAGACACAUCAAGCAUGCUCAGUUAACGUGGAGAAAGAUCCUCUCUUUGUAGCCGAGACGAAGGGAGAACACCCUGGUGAAGAAGGGGUACUGAAUUGGCAAGCACCCAAUUUGACUCACCUUUAUUUACAAAACAAUAAAAUUACGUCUCUCCAUUUUGUUAAGUACUUACUCAAUGGGCACAAAAAUAUUUCCCACAUAAAUAUCAGUUUUAAUAGAAUAAAGUCGUUAAGUGACUUUCCCUUUUUGGCAAAUUUGAAACAGUUCGAUUUAUCCUUUAACACGCAGUUGUCAUGUCUCCGUGGUGGAAACGAAGUUGAGCGCAAAAGGGUGGAUAACCUUCUCAGUGCGUAUGAUAACGAAGAGGAAGGUGAACAGAACGGCCACGAGAGAAGCAAUUUUUUUAACAUCCCCGCACGUGGCGAUAAAAAGUUGAGUCAUCACAACCUUUUUGUUACGUUA